This is a messenger RNA of Didymosphaeria variabile, 2448 nucleotides long. RefSeq lists its product as uncharacterized. The transcript has a single exon. Bases 1 to 2448 code for a protein of 815 amino acids. NCBI's taxonomy places the organism in Eukaryota, Fungi, Ascomycota, Dothideomycetes, Pleosporales, Didymosphaeriaceae. The record is from RefSeq and is a predicted model, not a curated record.
AUGAAUGCCAGCGUUGCAAAACACCCCUACUUGGCAGAUCAAUCCUCCUUCGCGCCAAGCCUAAAAGCUGUCUCGCAGUAUACGUCACCAAUAGACGAAGAUACCGGGAGCGACAGCGCCUACGCCGCCAUCUCAUCAUUCUAUCAACCCCAACCAGCCAUAUACGAUAUUCGUGAGGUUCCAGACACUCACAUAUACGGUUUCAAUGGGCCGUACUCGGACGAUGGCGUUGACACGAACUCAUUACAGGUGUACUCGAAAUUGGAGAACCCGAAGCGAAGGUCUUCCUCACCGUAUACUCCACAAGGAUAUCUCCUACCACCAGCGGAGCCGCUGUCGCCGUUUCCAAACUUUCAGGGAGAAAUAGGCCUGUCUUCCCAACCUCCGUCUCUGUCGGAGGGCUCGAUGUCUCCUAUUCUUGGCAGGCCGGCAACACCAAGGUACAUCCCUACUAAACCUACGUCCAAGCAAGGUGAGCAGCACAAGGCCGGCCUCGCAAUACAGAAUAUCGGCUGGGAUGACUUUCGCUCUUCUCGAGUGUCUAUAGAUACCAACGGACACACGGCUCCUGCAUCGCUACCCAUUGCAUGGCCCAAGCCUGACAAGCAGGUACCCCCAAUUGCUGCUCAGUCCAAGUUUGAGGAGAACGUCCCGAAAAAGAAGACGAUCAAGUAUGCUCUACCACCCUCAGUUGAGCAGUGCAAGAAGUCUCGCAAGCAUUCCGACAUGGAGACAUUGAUGAGGGUGCACAACUUCGGCAAAAGACUUCAGGUAGUGUACCACCAAGGUCCCAAGGGCGAAGGCCAGAAGAUGUGGAACGGCAUUCGGCGCAAACAAAAGGAAAAGCGCGAGCUGAAACCCACACAGGCACCUCUAAAGGCAUCAUGGGCCGCGCGUAGCCCACGUACACAAGCUACGCGCACAGAAGUUCACAAGGAGCAGCUCAAAGAUCUUCAUGCUGCAGCUCUCGAUGUGCCAGCGCCCAGGGCACCGUUCAUCUCGCCUCCUCUUCAGUCUCGCCCGAAGCCUCCUGUACCGGCUCGACCGGCACCCUUGGGUAUUCUGAGGUCUCCAGUGAGCCACAAGCCACUCCCAGGCUCUGUGCCGAUGAAGCUUCGGGGAAGCGUAGGAUCCCAGGGCAAGGUGAGCACUACCUCCGCAUACACUUACCAUUCGUGGGACGUCCCUGUGGCAGCAUCGCAGAGCGUACAGUACGACUCUCAGGAAUCCAUCAUCGACUACUCUCAGUCGAAGGCCCGUGUACCAAUUCUCGAUCCUGCCCCCAAGCCCAAGGCAACUCAGAAGAAAGGCCUUCCUCCUCGGCCUGUACUUGCUCCGGGCGAGCAAGAGCCUCCUGAGCUAGCGGAGCAAGAGAGGAUGUACAAGCUGCGCGUAGGUACAGAUGCCUUUCGGCCGGCCAUGAAUGGAUUGCCACCUCCACCAAUGCCCCCGGUUGGUUCGAUGUUCUCGACCGCGCCAUCAAAGUCGCAGAUCAACCUCCCAGCAGGACCCGGUCUCGCAGUGAGUAGCCAAUUUCCCUAUGUUGCUUCUAAAUCCCACAACACCUUUGCCUUUCUGGAAGACCGCCACACAGAACAUCCGCGUCACAACAAGGUGAAGGACAAAGAGCCAAAGAGCCGCUUCGCCGAGCUCGCAUCUACCUUCUUUGAUGUCCCCUCGCAGCCUAAAGAAGGUCCCUCUAAGGACAAAGACGGUGCCCCUAAACAUACCAAAGAACACCUCGCUAAUCUGCUGUCCCUUCACAAGAACAAAGCCCACUUGAAACACCAGCAGAAGAUCAAAGCGAAUAUCAGCAAUCCCCGCCCCAUGCUCGCGCCCAACGGCUUCACCGCGAACUUUUCUACUGCGGCGGGUGGAGUGGAUGGGCCGGCGGCAGCUGUGGCUGUUGCGCCGAAGAUUCCCAACCCAGCUCUUGCGCAUGGUAAAGCAAACCUUCCUCCUCCUAUCCCUCCUCGUCCUGCAGAUUACGUCUUUCCGCACUCUGCCAGCCAGACCAAUCUGCACGCAAAAGGCAAGGCGAAGAAGGAGAAGAAAGCUAACUGGGCAGUUCCUUUCUCCCGCCCCCGUGCCCGCCGCGACAGCGAUGCUUCUAUGGUGUGCGCGGAUGCGCGCCAGAGCGAGCGUAAGCACCAGCAUGGCAGAGAGCAGGAGCAAAAGGAGCAUGGCUCUGGCGUGCUGAAUAUGAUGACGUUCAUGGGGCCGGUGAGGCAGCAGGUAGAGGAGAUAAAGCUGAGGGACCCCGGCCCGUCGAGGCAGGCGCAUACAUAUCAGUACUCUGAUGAGAGUUUGGUGCCGGAGCCGUUGGGGGUCAGGAAGAGUGAGACCGCUAGGACGGAGGCGAGCUUUUACCGGAAGUAUGAUAGUUUGAUUGGGGAAUAUAGAGAUAGUGGGUAUAGGAGUGGCGAGGGCAGGAGUGGGUGGUUUUAG